Molecule: messenger RNA, 1128 nt
Organism: Lindgomyces ingoldianus
Lineage: Eukaryota; Fungi; Ascomycota; Dothideomycetes; Pleosporales; Lindgomycetaceae
Exons: 2
Coding region: 180-1022 (280 amino acids)
Biological process (GO): protein N-linked glycosylation
Cellular component (GO): Golgi membrane
Molecular function (GO): glycosyltransferase activity
Source: RefSeq, a predicted model, not a curated record
CACAUUCCUCUCCAAGCCCGAGCUGAACUGGCUAGCGAUGGGUGUGUCUGGACAGCGACGCAGCCAAAAGCACCCUCACAUGCUUGGCACCCAUGGUGGCUCCAGAAGGAAUCCCUUCUCUAAUUCCCCUUCAUGACCUGAGCUCUCACAUUCCUCGCUGAUAGCGAUCGACCCUCGAGAUGCUUUCGCGGUCACUAAGAAUAUCCCCGUCGGUGUGCCUGUUCUUGCUGUUCUGCGCAUUCCUAGGCUGGCAGCUCAGCCAUGGGCCUAUCCUCGGGCAACCCAUAGACCCCGCGGGCCCAGGAGCUGGCGAACCAAAGAUGCCGCUACGCAUCGCGGUUGUUACCAUGGUCACCGACGAGAAGUCGUAUAUCCACAUGUCGCUGAAGAAUAAGGACUACUACGCUCGUCGGCACGGAUACGAUCUCGUCGUUGACUUCGAAGCCCAUUCGGACCUUGGGACGACAUGGUGGAAGUACAAUAUGAUGGAGCGGCUAAUCAAGUCUAACAAGUACGACUGGAUGUGGUGGAUAGACUUUGACACCCUGAUCACGAACACGGACAUCAAAGUCGCAGAAAUCAUACAGGAGACCUUGGCCAAUGCCACGAACCCCGAUGAUAUCGACUUCCUAACCACCCACGAUUGCAACGGCUUGAACACAGGCUCCUUCGUCGUCCGCAGCCGCGAAAGCUCCGUCAAAUACCUCCGUGACACCUACGACAUCCAUGCAGUAGCCAAGUCGAGGGGGGAGCAAUACAGCGAACAGGACGCUAUGGCAAAGCUGUCAAGAAUCGACCCCGAGUCCGCGAAGCGAACAUUACAAGUCCCCCAAUGGAAGAUGAAUGCGUUUCCGCAGGAGAUCGCGUGCUUCGACGAGUCUCGUCAAGUCUGGAAACACGGGACCUUCGUAAUACAUUUCGCAGGUGCAUGGGCUCAUGUGAAAGGAGAUGAUCCGACCGGGCAGAUGAUGCGGAAGUAUGAAAAGGAGAUCAUUUGGGGAGAUUGGAAAGGGCUAUUUUAAAGGUUGCUUGUAGAUAUCGCAAUAGCGUUUGCAAUAGGUUAGACAUAGCGAGGAGUGGCGUUUUUGCUUUAGAUGCUAAUGUAGCGUAAAAAAGGACUGUAGUAAG